Aaosphaeria arxii CBS 175.79 is the source of this 2247-nucleotide messenger RNA. RefSeq names its product putative dimethylaniline monooxygenase. The transcript has 5 exons. Bases 301 to 2124 code for a protein of 607 amino acids. The record is from RefSeq and is a predicted model, not a curated record. NCBI's taxonomy places the organism in Eukaryota, Fungi, Ascomycota, Dothideomycetes, Pleosporales.
CGAAAUCCUCGGCUCGGCAUCAAAACACACUAUCGCUUUACCACAAUCGUCUUGUCAGGCUCCCUUCCACUAAUUCCUGGCGAUAACGGAGUCGUAUAAGUAACCAAUCAUGUAUGAUUCGGGGUUCAUUGCAUUUGAGAGCAUAAUACGCCAUUCUGUCGAAAUAUCAUUGCAUUGCUACUUGUCAUGCCAUUCUAUCAUUUUAAAAGCGCGUCGUUUCCCUACAUCGUUUCCUGAGUUCAAAUCAUUCGUUUCUAUUCUUAAAUUAUCACAAAAUCAAAAUAAAAAUAGAAAUUCAAAAUGGCAAGAGCUGUCGAAAGGCUGCAAAGAAUACAGAACGAGUUGUCUCCACCUGUCGUUAUCGAGGAGAAUGUUUCAAAUCCAGAACCUACCGAAAAGAUUUGGAGGCCCAGACAACGGCCAUUCGACGCUGCUCGGCCGGUCAAGGCCAUCAUCGUAGGGGCAGGAAUAGCAGGCGUUGCCGCCUCAGUGUUGAUCCCGCGCAAAGUCUCAAAUCUUACAUACUCCGUCUAUGAGAAACAAGAUUCUGUGGGUGGAACGUGGGCACAAAAUCGGUAUCCUGGAGUGAGAUGCGACAUACCAUCUCACACAUAUCAACUCACUUUUGCACCUAACCACCGCUGGUCAGAGUACUAUUCUCCAGGAUCUGAGAUCAGAGGGUACUACGAAAAAGUCGUAAAGGAUUUCGGGGUUGACAAGCAUCUUCACCUAAGGCAUGAAGUGUUGUCGGCCAUCUGGUCCGAGGAGACGCAUCAAUGGACAGUCAAGAUCAAGAACCUUACUACAGGGGAGGUUUUCACCGAGACAGCGGAUUUUUUCAUCUCAGCAGCCGGAAGGCUAAACGUUCCAAAAUAUCCAAACAUCCCAGGUCUCGAGAAGGACUAUAAAGGGGUUCUCGUCCACACUGCCGAAUGGACCGAUGAACUCACUAAGCUUGUAGAAGGGAAACGGAUAGCCAUUAUCGGCAACGGAGCGAGUGGACAACAACUGCUUGUAAACAUUUUCCACAAAGCCGGGCACAUCGACCACUACGUCCGAUCUAGGCAAUGGGUCGUUCCAUCUUUCUCUCCCAACCUCCUCUCCGCCCGACAAGAUGUUCUCGGAGCACAUGUCUUCACCGAGGAAGAGAAAGACGCCUUCGAAAAAGAUCCAAAAGCCUAUCUUGAAUAUCGACGCGCCUUGGAGAGGAAUUUCCACGGAAGAUACGAAGGAUCGAUCAGUGGUAGCGAAGACAACGACAAGAUCCGGAAAGCCUACUCAGAAGCUCUAUGGGAACGAGUUGGUGGCGAUAAAGAGUGGUUCGAUCGCCUAGUACCUUCCUUUGCGCCUGGUUGCAAGCGACCAACUCCCUCCGCAGGGUACAUCGAGUACAUCAGGAGUCCAAAGGUGGAUUACGUCGAUAAUGCGAGAAUCACAAAGGUGACUGCAGACAGUCUGAUAACAGAGGAUGGAAAAGAGAGGAAGGUCGAUAUUGUCAUCGUUGCGACUGGAUUUAAGAACGGAUUUCUACCUUUGUUUCCAACGAUUGGCAAGAAUGGACUAGAUUUGAGCAAAUACUGGGCAGAAGACGGACCUAUUGGUUAUCCAAAGACAUAUUUUGGAGUCAUGGCACCUAACGUUCCAAACUACUUUGGCGUCAUACAGGCAAACAGUAACGGUCAAGGAGGCACAUAUCCCCUCCAAGCCGAAAUAUCAUCAACCUACAUCGCCAAAGUCAUCCGCAAGGUCCAAAAAGAAGCUUAUCGAUCAAUCGCACCCUCCCAGGAAGCAACCGAUGAUUUCAACGAGAUCAUAACCGCUUACUUUGACGACAAAGUCAUUGGCGACGACUGUGACGGAUGGUGGAAGAGCGGCUUUGGGAAAGCGCGUCCCCUAGUAAUGUGGCCUGGAACCGGUCAUCACAGAUUCGACAUUGUGAGAGAACCCCGUUGGGAGGACUUUGUCUUUGAGAGAACGGAAGAAGGGAAGCGAAACAGGUUUGAGUACUUUGGGAAUGGGUUCACGGAGCGGGAGAAGAAUGGCGAUGUUUUGUCUUUGACGAAGUAUCUCAAAGAGGCUGGCACGGUGGACUUGGCCACGCUUCACGAGAGUUGGAAUGAUUGAACAGACUGGAGUUUGGCUUUCUUGGUGAUUCAUGCAUUGCACGGUUACGUGGCGUAUAGAUGAGCCAUAGCUAUUUCGAAGCAUUCAUGAAUGAAAUUGCAAAGGCACAAUGGUGCUUACUCA